AUGAGAAUAGCAGAGAUCUCCUCGCCGGAGCUCAGACGUAGCCACGAUCAAGAGUCCGGACCUCACUCUCACACACUUUCACAAAUCGAGUCAUCAAUUAAACAACUCGAACUCCAUUCUCCUUCCACCAUCUUACCGGAAGCUCUCUCCUCCGACCUCCGUUAUGCCCUGACUCAGCUGACACAGCUCGCGCCCUUCCCCAACUCAGUUUGUCUCAGCAUCUGGAAACUCAGCUACCGACUCUGGAAUGCCUGCGUCGAUCUCUCCAACGCCUUCGCCGCCAGCGGCAUCAAAUCCUCCGAAGAGCACGCUAAGCUCCGUCAAGUCUCCGCUGACCUCCUCUUCCUCGCCUCUGACGUCGUCGGUAUUCCUUCCCCGGCAUUCAAGUGCGCCUCCUUCUUCUACAAGACCGGUCGCGUUUGGCACGAUCUCAACAAAUUCGACCUCGCGAGUAGUUGCUUCGAAAAAGCUACGGAUCUCGUAUCCAAAGUUGAAAUUAGUUCAAUUUCAGAUAACGAUGAGCACAAGCUUGUGUUAAAUCUAAAUCUAGCUAGAUCCCGGACUGCUUGGGAAGUUUCUGAUAGGAAUUUGUCGAUUAUGUUACUUAGUCGGUCAAAAAAUGCACUGUUUGGAAUUUCAGAGAACUACAAAGCAUUAGCAUCUCAGUAUUUGAUGUUCGGAAAAGUUAUUUUGUCGAAAAAUGAAGUUUCUGGAGUGAAUGAAGCGUUAAAAUUGAUGAAUGAAGCACUGGAGUUGUGUGAAAAGGGGUUGAGGAUUGCGAAGACAACAGAGGAGACUUUAGCACUGAAGGAUUUGAGAGCAAAAGCGCUGCGCUUCAUAGCCGCUGCUCAUUUGCAGAGGGAUGAAUUUGAUAAUGUUCUCAAGUGCGUGAGAGUUUUGAGGGAUGGUGGCGGGGACCAGCACCCAAGUUUGAGCGUGUUGGCCAUGAAGGCGUGGUUGGGAUUAGCAAGAUAUGGGGAAGCAGAGAAGGAGCUGAAAGGCAUGGUAAUAAAUAAGGGGAUUCCAGAGGGGGUUUGGGUCUCUGCAGUUGAAUCAUUCUUUCAGGCAGCUGGCACGGCUGGUGCCGAUACCGCAAAAAGCGUGUUUUUGGGGCUAUUAGGAAGGUGCCACGUCAGUGCUGGAUCAGCUUUUAGAGUGGUAAACAGGGUGGUUGGAGAUAGUGGAGGCGGCAGUGGGGAAGGUUCAAGAGUGAGGGCAAAAGUGGUGGUGGAACUGGUGUCUGAUGAGAGGGUUGUGGCGCUUUUCGCUGGAGAAGAGGCAUCUAAAGAGAGGACUGCGAUGCAUGCUCUUCUUUGGAACCGUGCUGCAGAACAUUUUCGAUCCAAAGAUUUUCAGAUCAGUGCUGAGCUGUUUGAAAAGUCUAUGCUCUAUGUCCCUUAUGACUUAGAGAAUAGAAUGCUCAGAGCAAAGGGCUUUAGAGUUCUCUGUCUCUGUCACUUAGGCCUUUCACAACUAGAUCAAGCUGAAGAGUACAUUACUGAAGCAGAAAAGCUUCAACCUGAUAUAGCUAGUGCCUUCCUUAAGUUUAAAAUUUACCUGCAAAGGAAGGAUCACUGUAAUGCAAUAGCUCAGGUGCAAGUGAUGUCAAGCUGUCUUGACUUCAGUCCUGAUUUCCUCUCACUUUCGGCACAUGAAGCUGUUGCCUGCCAAUCUCUUCCUGUUGCAGUUGCUUCUUUGUCCCAUCUCCUAAACUUCUACUCCUUAGGAAAGCCAAUGCCAGCCAUGGAAGUUGCAGUUUUUCGGACCUUAGUAACAAUUCUUACAAAAGAGACUGGCCAUGCAUCUGAUAUUCUACAAUACAUUAAACGUGCUCUUGAUAGGGUAUCUGAGAUUGGAGCUGACUGCUUUUUUGGAAAAGGUGAGGUUGGAAAACGGGAAAAGAAUUGGUUUGCAGUGAAUGCGUGGAAUUUUGGGGUGCAAAUGGGGAAAGAAAAAAGUUAUGGACUAUCAGCACAGUUUUUCAGAUUGGCGUCAGAGUUCUAUAGCAUCAAAUUUGAUGCAGACAUAGAGGAUUACAACUUAAUGGUCUGUAAAUCAUUGAUAUUGUGUGUUUCUGCAAUUAUUGCUGAUGAAAAGCAGACAAAUAGCACGCUGCUAGAAACUGAAGUUAAAGCAGCCAUUGAACUGUCAGAUAGAGCUGGAAAGAUUUUAUUAUCAAGCUCUGCAAUCUCUUUGCAAGAUGAACAUAAAGAAACCAGCAUAGAGUCUGACUUCAUUUUUAUGCACGCUUGGAGUGCCUACGAUCUAUAUUCAAGGCUAAGUGACAUGGGACAAAAGCAGAUGCUUUUGAUAAGAAGCUUUGCUAGUUCUAAAUCUUGCAAUCCUUUGCAUCUUCUUCAGAUCGGUCUUGAUGCCUCACAGGGACCACGAUCCAACCCUGAAGUAGCUGGUUUUGCCCUGAAUUCUUGCCUUUCUGCUCUCCUUGCUUCCCCUUCUCCUGAUUACCAAUAUGUGGCUUUAAUUCUGAGGAAAUUAAUUUCUGUAAGCACUAUUUUUAAGGGUGAUACAGAUGAUGCAGUAAUUAGCAUAUACAAACAAGCAGACCGAAUCAUGGUGGGUUUGAAGGAAGGGGAGUAUCCCACUGAAGAGGCAAAAUGGCUUUCCAUGACAGCAUGGAACCGAGCAGCACUUCCUCUGAGGUUGGGACAGACUGAAGUGGCAGAGAAGUGGAUGAAUAUUGGGUUGGAAUUGGCGAAGAAGGUUCCAGGUAUGCAAACUUAUAGGUCCUGCAUGGAAGAUUUUGUUUCUGGCUAUGAGAAGAGAUUCCGUGAACUCGGAAAUGGUGAAAACAGGCCAAUAAUGGUGUCGUGACGUUAGAUUUUCUGUGUGGACCGUUGAUUAAUAGUAACCAAUUUAGCCUUUUACUUGUUUACUCGGGUUCCAGCAUAGAAUAGCUUGCAUAUAAUUCAAAUUUUUGUUUAUCUCCCUUGCAUAUUGUUCAGAAAUGUACCAGCAAUGUCUUCAAGGUUCUUGUUUCUCUAUCAUAGGAUGUGGGCUUGUUUGCUAGUAUUUCCAUUUGUAGCUGGCAUAUUUCCCCAGCAAAGCCUUAAUUGGUUAGUGAACAACUGGAUAUAUCACUCAA
This is a messenger RNA of Coffea eugenioides, 3103 nucleotides long. Its product is annotated as TPR repeat-containing protein ZIP4-like. Gene Ontology annotation, molecular function: protein binding. Bases 1 to 2832 code for a protein of 943 amino acids. The transcript has 5 exons. Gene Ontology annotation, biological process: regulation of synaptonemal complex assembly; meiotic cell cycle. NCBI's taxonomy places the organism in Eukaryota, Viridiplantae, Streptophyta, Magnoliopsida, Gentianales, Rubiaceae. The record is from RefSeq and is a predicted model, not a curated record.